This is a messenger RNA of Cyprinodon variegatus (sheepshead minnow), 1531 nucleotides long. It is a transcript of the gene mrps31, whose product is annotated as mitochondrial ribosomal protein S31. Lineage: Eukaryota; Metazoa; Chordata; Actinopteri; Cyprinodontiformes; Cyprinodontidae. Gene Ontology annotation, cellular component: mitochondrial small ribosomal subunit. The record is from RefSeq and is a predicted model, not a curated record. The coding region runs from base 241 to 1491 and encodes 416 amino acids. The transcript has 7 exons. Gene Ontology annotation, molecular function: structural constituent of ribosome.
AAGUGGAUAUAGCUAUAUUCUAAUCAUAAAAUUUGUAUCAAUAUAACAGUUGUACGUUUUUGAAUAUUUAGAUGAUACUAUUUAUCGUUACUACAAGGAAAACCUUUGGUGAAUCUUUAUGUAACAACCCAUUCCCUCGAAGCGGAACCAUUGUUUUGUCUCGAAGUGUAUCACGGAGCGUUAUUGUAUAGGAACAAAGAAGCACCAAAGGAGUGUGGAAGGACACUGCACGAAACAAAUAUGUAUAGAAUUUUAUCCCGGGCUGUCUGUACGGCUCGGAACCAUCAUCUUUGUGUUUACGAAUGCUAUGUGCUCCCAGUUAAAUAUGACGACGUCUUAAGGGCAUUCACUGGAGCAAACACUCUGAGCACAUGUAUAAUCAGACAAUGUGAAAAGAAAGAUGUCUCUGAUCAAAAUGAAACAACAACUAAAGAUGUCAAACCAGAGGUGGAGGCAAAGGCAAAUGAUGGAGGUGAAACACAACAGCAGGGAGAUGGGAAAGUCGAACAGGUUUUGUCCAAACCAUCACAAGUCAAGAGUGACGGAGCUAAAAGCGGGAAGGAGGGUCUUUUGGACCUUCUUGGAGCCAUGAAGGUUGAAGUUACCAACAAAAGAAAGCUGAAGAACCUGAAGACGAAGCAAAGUUUUGAAACGUCUGCACAAUAUAAAUCCAAGCCAGCUGCUAUGGAAAGCACGAUCAGCAUGUUUCAAAAGGCGACGGUGCAAGCUUCAGCCAAGAGUGACGCAUUGGAUCCUGAUAUAGUUGCAGCAGCAUCUGCUGCAGCCGCCACCCUCCCUAAUCAGAGCCAGGCAGAGUCGGAGCUGCUGAAACAGUUGAGGCAGCGCAAAGCACUCACCGAAGCUCAGAAAAAGGGCGACAUCAACAAUCUCGGAGAUUUAAUAGCCGACAUGAAAGUAGGGAAGAAACCCGCUCGGCAGAAUGCUUGGCCUGCGGAUCAGAUCCGGUUUGACGAUGACGGACAAGGAUACACACACGAUAGAGGGAUUACCGGUGAGCUGGCCAACAUCCGGAAAAGGAGGAAUGUUUUCCCGACAAAAAGACUUAAUAUCUUCUCCCCCACUACUGAUCAGCAGGGAGGCGAAUCAGCCCUCGCUAAACCAACCCUGUGGGACAUGGAUUUUGCCAAUGAGUUGUCGCUGUCAGCCAAUCAAAUGCCUCGCAAUGGGUUCGAGGAAAUGAUCCAAUGGACCAAAGAGGGAAAACUGUGGCAGUAUCCCAUCAACAAUGAAAUUGGCCUUGAGGAUGAAGCCAGCGUGCCGUUCCAUGAGCAUGUCUUCUUAGAGAAACAUUUAGAGGAGGGCUUCCCCCGUCAGGGGCCGGUGCGACACUUCAUGGAGCUGGUGGUGGCGGGUCUGUCUAGAAACCCCUACCUGACCGUUCAGCAGAAGAAGGAGCACAUUUCCUGGUUCAGGGACUACUUUCAUCAAAAGAAGGACGUUCUCAGUGAAGCCGAUGUGGACCUGAGCUGAACCUAAGAGGAUGAAAUUGUUUCCUGUUAUUUACUGGAUG